Antrostomus carolinensis (chuck-will's-widow) is the source of this 258-nucleotide messenger RNA. RefSeq names its product armadillo repeat-containing protein 1-like. The coding region runs from base 1 to 258 and encodes 85 amino acids. The record is from RefSeq and is a predicted model, not a curated record. The transcript has 2 exons. NCBI's taxonomy places the organism in Eukaryota, Metazoa, Chordata, Aves, Caprimulgiformes, Caprimulgidae. Gene Ontology annotation, molecular function: protein binding.
AUGAGUGAGGAGCCCGAUGCGCUGUCUGUAGUUAACCAGCUCCGAGAUCUAGCAGCUGACCCAUUGAACAGACGGGCCAUUGUUCAGGAUCAAGGAUGCCUGCCAGGUCUUAUUCUGUUUUUGGACCAUCCCAACCCUCCAGUUGUUCAUUCAGCUUUACUAGCUCUCCGCUAUUUGGCAGAGUGCCGUGCCAACAGAGAAAAGAUGAAAAGUGAACUGGGUAUGAUGCUCAGCUUACAGAAUGUAAUACAAAAGUAA